AUGGAGCAAGUAGCCAAUCCAGCAAAGAAGAAAUGGGAGCUGUCAAGAACCCUUAUUUGGGUUUCCUUUGUUUCCUGCUUCCUGUCUGCACAAUAUGGUUGCAAUGUGUGGAUACUCUACUCCCCUUCUGAGCUCAUGCAAGAUUAUUACAACGUAACCUCUGAAGGAAUGGGUAAUUCUUCUCAGUUGUUCAUCAUUGGUAUCUCCCUUGCUUUAUUUCCUCUCGGUGGCAUAUUUGGCUCACUUGCGGUUGGCUAUUUGGUGGAUAGGUUUGGCAGGAAGGGUGCUUUGAUGAUAACUGAUGUUUUGUCCAUUAUCUCUGCUGUUCUUAUGGGUUGCACGAGUUUGGUAAAAGCAUACAGAUUCAGCAUGUUUGCACGCUUAUAUGUUGGAAUGUGCACAGGAAUAAUCUCCAGUGUUGUCCCUCUAUACCUUGGCGAGAUCUCUCCUAGAAGCGUGAGGGGAGCCGUAAUCAUAUUGUCCCAGUUGCUUUUUACCAUUGGUAUCCUGUUCAUUCAAAUGCUUUCUCUGAAUGAAGUCUGGGGAAACUUAAAAGGUUGGCCAUUUUUGAAGAGCCUUCCUGGGAUUUUGCCUUUGUGUCAGAUACUUCUACUGCCCUUCUUUCCUGAAAGUCCUAGAUAUCUGUUCAUUCAGAGGAAGGAUGAAGAGAGUGCAAGACAAGCCUUGAAGAAGCUGAGAGAGAGGGAUGAUGUGGAGGAUGAGAUUGAAGAGCUCCGUCAGGAGGAUCUUGCUGAGAAGGCAGAAAAAAAGAUGAAUCCACUUAAGCUGCUAAUGACCCAAAGCCUGCGAUUGCAAGUCAGCUCAGUACUUGUUUUGAUGACUGGUGAGCAGCUCACUGGCGCCAAUGUGGCAUACUAUUAUACAGAUAGGAUCUACCAAGCUGCAAAUGUGGAAACUCACAAUGUCCGGCUCAUCAGUAUAGGCUCAAGUGCUUUUCUCACCUUUGCACAGAUGUUAGGGAUGUAUCUUGUUGAUGCUAAGGGACGGAAAGUUGUGCUUCUCAUUGGCUUUGGACUCUGCAGCAUCAUGUGUGUUCUGCUGACUAUGACCCUCGAAAUCCAGGUCACCAUCCCAGAGUUUGUGUAUUUAAGUGCAUUUUUCGUUGAAACUUUCCUCUUUGGACACUCAUUUGGGCCAAAUGCAGUUCCACCUGUAUUAGUAGUAGAGCUGUUCCUGCAAUCAACACGGUCCUCAGCCUUCGUAAUUUCAGGAUUUGUUCAAUGGCUCAUACACUUCCUUAUAGGAGUGACAUUUCUUCAUGUAGAGACAAUUAUUGGAGCCUACAGUUUCCUCAUUUUCUGGCCUAUGACUGUAGCCACCUGUUUAUAUAUCUUCAAAAUUAUCCCAGAAACAAAGAACAGGACUUUUCUGGAUAUCAGGAGACUUAUGGCGAUCAAGAUGGCUGGAAAGAUCCAGGUCAAGCGACAAAUGGGCAAAUAG
Rhineura floridana is the source of this 1461-nucleotide messenger RNA. Its product is annotated as solute carrier family 2, facilitated glucose transporter member 5-like. The transcript is spliced from 12 exons. Gene Ontology annotation, molecular function: hexose transmembrane transporter activity. The record is from RefSeq and is a predicted model, not a curated record. Gene Ontology annotation, biological process: monosaccharide transmembrane transport. Lineage: Eukaryota; Metazoa; Chordata; Lepidosauria; Squamata; Rhineuridae. Gene Ontology annotation, cellular component: membrane. The coding region runs from base 1 to 1461 and encodes 486 amino acids.